AUGGCCCGCCAGGAAUUUAGGAAGUUCCUUCCUCUCUUAGACCGAGUGCUGGUUGAGAGGAGAGCAGCUGAAACUGUGACCAAAGGAGGCAUCGUGCUUCCAGAGAAGUCUCAGGGGAAGGUGUUGCAAGCAACGGUGGUGGCUGUCUGCUCUGGCUCCAAAGGAAAGACUGGAGAUAUGCGUGUGAAAGUUGGAGAUAAAGUUCUUCUGUCAGAAUAUGGAGGCGCCAAAGUGGUUCGAGAUGACAAGGGUUAUUUCUUUUUUUGA
Erinaceus europaeus (western European hedgehog) is the source of this 267-nucleotide messenger RNA. RefSeq names its product 10 kDa heat shock protein, mitochondrial-like. NCBI's taxonomy places the organism in Eukaryota, Metazoa, Chordata, Mammalia, Eulipotyphla, Erinaceidae. The transcript has a single exon. The record is from RefSeq and is a predicted model, not a curated record. Gene Ontology annotation, cellular component: mitochondrial matrix. Gene Ontology annotation, molecular function: metal ion binding; protein-folding chaperone binding; ATP binding. The coding region runs from base 1 to 267 and encodes 88 amino acids.